Trifolium pratense (red clover) is the source of this 1560-nucleotide messenger RNA. Its product is annotated as cyclic dof factor 1-like. Gene Ontology annotation, biological process: regulation of DNA-templated transcription. The transcript has 2 exons. The record is from RefSeq and is a predicted model, not a curated record. The coding region runs from base 232 to 1359 and encodes 375 amino acids. Gene Ontology annotation, molecular function: DNA-binding transcription factor activity; DNA binding. NCBI's taxonomy places the organism in Eukaryota, Viridiplantae, Streptophyta, Magnoliopsida, Fabales, Fabaceae.
GACUUUUAAUUUUCAAAAGUCUUUUUGUGGGGUUGUUUGUCUUUUUACAAACCUUUUUCCCUUUGAAAAGUUCUGUCAAAAAUUAAAAGCUUUUCACUUUUUUUACCAAACACUUUCUCUUUCUAUAUCUCAUUCAUUCUUUCUUUCUCUAUUUCUGUGUUUUUAAGCUGUUUACAAACAUCAUAAGUUUCAACAACAACAACAAUAAUAAUAGAAAGAAACAUCACAAAAAUGAAUGGUGAAGGUGACAUGAGUGUUAAAGAUAACAAAAAUUCUAGUAUCAUGCUCUUUGGCAAGAAGAUUCCGGUGCCGGAAUAUCAUACUCCGGCGACAUCUCAAAAGGGUUCUCAGAUUCCGGCCAAUUCUACAACCAUGAAUGCUUGCAGUAACUCAAAGCAAACAAGAAUUGAAAUGCCUCAUACUCAAAACAUUGAGAAAUCAAAGAACUCUUCUAAAGAAGAGAAUGAAUCAAAAGUUACUACAAGCACUGUGGAAGAUACUAUGGAAACUAGCAGCACAGAUCAAGACAAAGUCCUAAAGAAACCAGACAAGAUUGUUCAAUGUCCAAGAUGCAACAGUUUCGACACGAAAUUUUGUUAUUUCAACAACUACAAUGUCAAUCAACCUCGGCAUUUCUGUCGAAACUGUCAUAGAUAUUGGACCGCAGGUGGAACAAUGAGAAACGUUGCUGUCGGUGCGGGGAGACGGAAGAACAAACACAUAGGUUCACAGUAUCGUAACAUGAUUGUAGCGUCCGGUGGAACUUCGACCGCAAAUUUAGAAACCAAUGACUCUAUCCAACAUGAUAAUGGUAUUAUCUUAAAAUUCGGUCUAGAUGUUGAUGCAAGUGCUAACAAUGGUAUGGAAAAUCGAGAAGAAUCAUCAUCAUUAUGUGUAUCUUCUGUGACCAACGGUUAUACUCGAGGAACCGAGUUAUCCGAAUCCGAACAAAAUAGGUCAAAACCUUUGCAGAGUUACCCGGCAUCUUCAUGGAUAAUUCCAUUGAAUCAAAGUUGGAACAAUGUUACUUCCAUGGUUCAAUCUUCUAUGCAGAUGUAUCCUACUACAAUGCAGUGGUGUCACGCGCCAAUGGUUGCGGUUACGAACAUUUUCACACCAAACAUUGGCUUGCAAUAUGUUCCUGGUUCAUAUGGAAAUGGAAAUGUUUCAAUUGGUUCAAAUGGUUGCAUUUCACCUUCUUCAUCAACUACUAGUAACAGUUUAUGUUCAGGUAAUGGAUCACCAAUCCUUGGCAAACACACUAGAGAUUCUGUUUUGACUGAUGAAGAGAAACCGGAAAUGGAAAUGCGUGUUUUCGCACCGAAGGCUCUUAGAAUUGAUGAAACAAAUCUUGAAUAGAUUCUGAUACUAUUUUACAUUUUUUUUAAAAAAAUUUAGAUCGGGGCGACACCUAUUGUAAGAUCAGGGAAUACCACAAGGAUUCAAGUGUAAUAUAUUUUGGUGGACUAAAUUUCUUGUGCCUAAAUUGCAUUGUAAUUUCUUUUGGGCAUAGUUUGUGCCUAUUUAGUUAAUUAAAUAUAUCUUUGCUUUAAAAUAAAA